This is a messenger RNA of Erigeron canadensis, 3705 nucleotides long. Its product is annotated as probable phospholipid-transporting ATPase 4. Gene Ontology annotation, molecular function: magnesium ion binding; ATPase-coupled intramembrane lipid carrier activity; ATP binding. The record is from RefSeq and is a predicted model, not a curated record. NCBI's taxonomy places the organism in Eukaryota, Viridiplantae, Streptophyta, Magnoliopsida, Asterales, Asteraceae. The transcript is spliced from 10 exons. Bases 1 to 3705 code for a protein of 1234 amino acids. Gene Ontology annotation, biological process: phospholipid translocation. Gene Ontology annotation, cellular component: plasma membrane.
AUGGGCACACAACACAGGAAGAAGAAAGGAAAAAUGAAAUGGAGUAAUCUUUACACUUUUUCAUGUUUCCGGCCAGCACAGCCCGUGAACCGGUCAGACUUCGGUCAGCCUGGGUUCUCUAGGGUCGUGUUCUGUAACGAUUCAGCAAAGCAUAAAACAAAACCAUACAAGUAUCCUACCAAUGAAGUCUAUACAACAAAGUAUAAUGUGAUCACCUUUCUUCCAAAAUCGCUAUUUGAACAGUUUCGUAGGGUGGCAAAUUUGUAUUUCUUGUUAGUUGCGGUUUUAUCUGUUACCUCUUUAGCUCCUUUUUCGCCCUUGAGCUUGAUUGCACCUUUGGUUUUUGUGGUGGGAAUUAGUAUCUUGAAAGAAGGCGUUGAAGACUGGAAUCGGUUUUUGCAAGAUUUGGAUGUGAAUUCAAGGAAGGUGAAGGUUCAUAUUGGAAACGGGUCGUUUGUUGAUCGUUCAUGGAAGAUGCUUCGAGUUGGAGAUGUUGUCAAGGUGAUGAAAAACGAGUAUUUUCCAUGUGAUCUUUUGUCGUUGUCUUCAAGUUAUGAAGACGGUGUUUGUUAUGUUGAGACAAUGAACUUAGAUGGUGAAACGAAUCUUAAAAUCAAACGUUGUUUGGAAUGCACUUUGUGUUUUGAUCAAGAGCUUAAAUUUGAUAAGUUUAAGGCUAUUGUUCGAUGUGAAGAUCCAAAUUCGAGUUUAUAUACUUUUGUUGCAAACAUGGAAUUUGGAGGUGAAGAUGAAGACCAGUUAAAUGCUUCCUACCCAUUAUCAUCUUCUCAGCUUCUUCUUCGGGAUUCAAAGCUCCAGAAUACGGAUUAUGUUUAUGGAGUUGCUAUAUUUACUGGACGAGACACAAAAGUGGUUAGAAAUUCAAUGAAAUCGCCCUCCAAACGUAGCAGGAUUGAGAGAAAGAUGGAUCAUGUUAUUUAUGUGUUGUUCUUCAUGUUGCUUUUGAUAUCUUUAAUAUCUUCGGUUGGUUCUGUCAUGUUUACAGAUAAAAAACAUACAGCUAAAGAUUGGUGGUACCUUAGAUUAAAGGAGGAGACAGAUGGGUCUUUUGAUCCAGAUAAUCCACUCGUUUCGGGGUUCCUACAGUUCUUGAGGGCACUCAUAUUGUAUGGCUAUUUGAUCCCUAUCUCUCUUUAUGUCUCCAUUGAAGUAGUCAAGUUUUUACAAGCAAUGCUUAUAAACAAUGACCAACAUCUGUUUGAUGAACUUUCUGGGAGAUCAGUUAAAGCCAGGACAUCGAAUUUGAAUGAGGAGCUUGGUCAAGUGGAGAUGAUUUUGACUGACAAAACCGGGACUUUGACUUGUAAUCAGAUGGAGUUCAGGAAAUGUUCUAUUGAAGGGAUUUCUUAUGGAGGUGAUGUAAAUGAGAUUGUUCGUGCUGCUUCUCAGAGAAUGAAUAUUGAUAUCGAGAGCUAUCGUUAUAAUUUAGAUGAUGUUGAUUCUACUCCUGGUGAUAGCAUGGAGAUGGUUGAGAUGUCUUCUGAUCAAAUUAAUGCAUCAAAAGACAGUAUCUUGGAGGUUGAACGAGAAAUACAUAAUAUCGGCGCUACUGGUACAAAAGGGUUUAACUUUAGGGAUGACAGAUUGAUGAACAAGACGUGGCUUCAUGGGUCAAAUGUAUGUGAUACGAUAAUGUUCUUCAGAGUCAUGGCAUUAUGUCACACAGGGAUACCAAUUGAAGAUGAAGGACAAUCAGGCACCAAAAAACUCAAAUAUGAAGCCGAGUCCCCAGAAGAAGUGACUUUCUUGAUUGCAGCUCAAGAGUUUGGAUUUCAGUUUUACAGAAGAACUCAGUCUUCAUUGUUUGUUAAAGAGAUUGACCCUUCUGCAUUGGAGGUCGAAAGGGAGUACAAACUACUAGAUUUAUUAGAAUUUAGUAGCUCUAGGAAGAGGAUGUCGGUGAUUGUGCGCGAUGAAGCUGGUCAAAUUUUCCUAUUAUGUAAAGGCGCUGACAACAUUAUGUUCGAUACGCUAGGUGAUGGUGGCAGGACAUACCAACAUGCUACAACUAUGCACCUAGCAAACUACGCAGAAGACGGCUUAAGGACAAUGGUAUUUGCCUACCGGAAGAUUACAGACUCUGAAUACGAAGAAUGGAGAUCAUCAUUUGCCAAAGCUAAGGCCAUAAUCGGUCCUGAAAGAGAGGAAUCAUUAGAGAGUCUAUCUAAAACCAUUGAGAAAGAUUUGGUGCUGUUAGGCGCUGUAGCUGUUGAUGACAAGUUACAAGAUGGGGUUGCAGACUGCAUUGAUAAGCUUGCACAAGCAGGACUGAAGAUAUGGCUCCUUACUGGGGACAAGAAGGAAACUGCUGUUAAUAUCGGGUUUGCUUGUAGUUUGCUUAGGCAUGAUAUGAAGCAGUUUCAUCUGAGUGUGAGUAGAGAUGCCGAAUCAAAAAAUCAAUUAAAGGCUUUGGAAGACGAUAUAUUAAAUCAACUAGAGACUUCUUAUCAAGUGACAAUGAACGAAAAAACCAAAGAUGAUCCUUUUGCUCUAGUGGUGGAUGGAAAAGCUCUUGAAAUCGCUUUGAGGAAUGACAUGAAAGACCGUUUUUUGCAGUUAGCAGUUAAUUGUGCCUCAGUUAUAUGUUGUCGUGUCUCUCCGAAACAGAAAGCCUUGAUUACCCGAUUAGUGAAGAAAUAUACAGGAAAGAUGACAUUGGCAAUCGGAGAUGGAGCUAACGAUGCUGUUAUGGCAAGCGACUUUGCACUGCCUCAAUUUCGAUUCUUGGAACGGUUACUAAUAGUACACGGACACUGGUGUUACAAGAGAAUCUCAAAGAUGAUUCUCUAUUUUGUAUACAAGAACAUUGUGUUCGGCCUGACCUUAUUCUACUAUGAACUCUACUCAAGAUUCUCCGGAGAUGUCUUAUAUGACGGUUGGUAUAUGGUUAUGUUCAAUCUCGUCCUAACAUCCCUUCCUGUCAUAUCAUUAGGCGUCCUUGAGCAAGAUGUUUCCUCUGAUAUUUGCCUUCAGUUUCCGGCACUUUAUCAGCAGGGACAAAAGGGAAUUCUAUUUAGUUGGAAACGCAUCAUCGGGUGGAUGGGAAAUGGGAUACUUACAUCUUUAGUCAUAUUCAUCCUAAACGUCUACAUUCUCUCUUCACCGGCCUUCAGAAAAGGAGGAGAAGUGGUAGACGUUUCACAUUUAGGCGUGAUUACCUACACCGCCGUUGUGUGGACAGUAAACUGUCAAAUUGCACUUAUCAUCACUCACUUCACUUGGAUCCAACAUGUCUUCAUUUGGGGAAGCAUUUUAAGUUGGUACAUCUUCUUACUCUCUUAUGGUGCACUUCCACCUGCAUACUCAGAUAAAGAAUAUCAACUACUUGUAGAAGCAGUUGGACCUGCACCCAUGUAUUGGAUCGUAGUUUUAUUAGUUGUCGUUAUUUCUCUACUUCCAUAUUUCGUUUAUAUGGUCAUCCAACGGUCGUUUUAUCCAUUGGAUGACCAUCUGAUUCAAGAGAUGAAGUAUGGAAGGAAAGUUGUCAUAGAUGAAGACACGUGGUUGCGAGAGAAGCGAAGCUCAAAAAUGGCGACCCAUAUCGGGUUUUCAGCUAGAGUCGAUGCAAAAAUCCUACACUUAAAGGAUCAACUACAUAAGAAAAAGAUGUUUAUUAUUAAGUCUAUUACAAAUAGUCCUAUUCGUAGAUCAAUAACCAUCAACGAGGGAGAAGAUACAGAUUAA